AUGGCUGCACUGCAGUCGGUCUGCGCUGAAGCUAGAGAAGGAACCCGGCCAGUUACGGUUCUUGGCGGCGCAAAAACGUCACACGGCGGACUCAUUGACAAGCAAAACCCAAGCAAGAGCUCCUGCAAUGGCUUCAGUACUAUCAUCAGCGAAAGUGACAGUACUGAGUGCAUCGAAGAAUCUGAAGGCUGUUGCCAGCGUGAAGUGGAGGAGUCUUUCUCGGUAUUUGAUGAAAUUUGCCGGUUCUCGCUGUCGUCUACCCGCAGCAGCAGGUCUCUACCAGCAACACAAACGGCCAUGCCCCUCCACGAGGCAAUUAGAACGAAAGAAUCAGAUUCAGGGGUAGUGAGCGGUACUUUUUCCGACUUGCCUGUCCUUUACCCAAGCUCCAAGACCAAAGAAGGCCCAGCUGUUCUGCUAGCUGUACUUCGUGAACUCGCUGAUGCAGGUGUGCGCACCCCGCAAGCUUGGGGGCCGCCUCUUCUCCUCAUUUUGAAGCAAUUGCCGUUGUUGAGCGUGUCGGAAUUGCACCAUACAGUUGCACUGCUUGCUGCCGCUGGUUGCCGACCACCGCUGUUGCUACAGGGACUCUGUGAGGCCUUCAGCUGGCGGGCAGCGGCAAAAAGUACUGAUGCUAAAAAAACUGUUCUUUUUCUGGAUGCGCUGAGAAGACUGAGGUAUCUUCCUUCGGAACGUCACCUUACUGCCUUCCUUGGUUCACUAGAGAGAAGGCGAAAGCCUCUCACAGUAGGAGAUUUAUUGAAGAUCCAAAGAUUUGUUGACGAGCUGGGCGUCCCCCCUCAUCUCGCCUCUGCUCCGUUUUUUGUUUCUAUUCUACCACAACUUAAGCGAAACAUUGCUGCCCUCAAGCCACCAGAAGCUGCAGCGCUGGCUUCACUCCUGUUGAAGAGAAAAGAGUUGAACCGAGACACCGCAGAGUCUCUGAGCACUGCAGUAUACGAGCAUCUUGGAGGAACAUCGUCGUUUUUGCUGUUGCAGCAGAGAGCUGCCUCCAUGGAAGGAACACUACAAAAUUCACUGUACACGCAGUGGCGCAAUAUCUCAGAAGGACAUGAACAAACACUGCAACAACGGCGGGAGCGUGUGGCUUUCCGCUCGUCGCUUGCAUCCCUUCUUCACUUAGGGAAGAGUCUUGCUUCAGCAGAUCUCAAGCAAUUUCCGGUUGCGUAUAGCUGGGCACUCGAACGAGAAAUAGAACUCCACUGGUCAGCGAUGGCCCCAGCAGAGGUCUCUGCGGUCCUCAGGCUUCUGGCGAGGAUGAAAUAUCGACCUACAUCCGCACUAAAUAAGCUCGGGGUCUCCUUGCAGCGCAACAUCCACCUUUACACACCGGACAUGCUCUGUGUCGGCUAUCUCGACGGCACGAAACCAAUAAACGGCAAAAAGCUGAACACCCGCAACCGUCUCUUCGGUUUGUGA
This is a messenger RNA of Eimeria necatrix, 1440 nucleotides long. RefSeq lists its product as hypothetical. The transcript is spliced from 7 exons. The record is from RefSeq and is a predicted model, not a curated record. Lineage: Eukaryota; Apicomplexa; Conoidasida; Eucoccidiorida; Eimeriidae. Bases 1 to 1440 code for a protein of 479 amino acids.